Molecule: messenger RNA, 165 nt
Organism: Gongylonema pulchrum
Lineage: Eukaryota; Metazoa; Nematoda; Chromadorea; Rhabditida; Gongylonematidae
Source: the annotation of a GenBank genome assembly
CCCGAUGCGGAAUACUGCGCCUGUCCACGACGGCGACGUUUAUUUAGACCUGAAAGACUCACCAUAGAACGAUUUUUGUCACAGCUACAAACAAAAUACGCAGCAGCCCCAACAAAUACAGCCGGUAUUGGUGAUCGCUUGGAGAAUACUACUUCAGCUGAUUAA